AUGGUAGACGAACCAAGAGCAGUGCCUAAAAUGUCCUUAGCCAGAAUGUUCCCGGGAGCUACCACGGAAGAAAUUAAAAAAACUUUAGCUUCCGGGGGCUAUGGACUAAUUGCUUUACCUAUAGCUAAACAUUUCUUCGAUCGGUAUCAGUAUCGGUGGUUUGAACCUCACGAGGAUGAUUUUAUUAGCCAAUUUAAGACUAAUACUAUUAGCGUAAUAGCUGAGCAGAGUAAUCAAAAAAACAUUCCUACUUUCGCUAAUGUGGACUUAACUUCCGGCAAUUAUGGCGGCUUUUCUCGGCAACAACAAUUAAGCACCCAAAGCCAAGAGCAAGGGCAAGGAAGCCGAACCUCUAACCGUAACAGCACCACCGCUAAGCAAAAUCACUCUAAUAAAGAAUACAUGCGAGCUAACAAGGAUGCGAAUGUCUCCACCAUUACCCAAGAUAGUUAUGCUUUGGCCGACAUUCUAAAAAGCCGAUUAUUAGGGAACUUUGAAUUCACUAUCAUUAAAUUAAGCGAUUAUUAUCCGUUGUUUAAUAAGCUGUUUAUUAAAAUGUUCGGCUGCUCGGUAGUCCCG
Messenger RNA from Funneliformis geosporum, 579 nucleotides. The record is from the annotation of a GenBank genome assembly. NCBI's taxonomy places the organism in Eukaryota, Fungi, Glomeromycota, Glomeromycetes, Glomerales, Glomeraceae.